GCGGCACGGCGACGCACGCACGCGGCCACGCUCCGACUGGCCACUCAUAUACAUAUUAUUUUUGCGAGUGUCUCUGCCGGUCUUGUUUGUUUUUCAUUAUUAAUUUUUUUCCGGCCGCGCGCGUUCUCUCUUCGGUGUUCCGUCCUCUCUCGUGCCAUUCCGCCCCGCGAAUCCACCCCGCAGUGCGUCGCCAUGCCGGGCGGUGCCCCCGGCGGUGCCGACCCCAGGUCCCGCUCCCGGGUGCUGCCCUGAGGCCCUAGGCUGCGAUAGCUUCAGCCCUGGACCCGCCCCCACCCCGGCCCAGGAGGGUGCAGCCGGCGCAGCCCGGAUCGCGUGAACGAAGUGAGCGCAUACGGGUGCCAGGCCCGCCAGUGAACAUGGGAUUACAUCAGUCUGCUUAAAGGAAGGACGACAACCGCCAAAAGAAAGAUGCGCCUACCCGCGGCGCCCGGCCCGUCGUCGUGCGCCGCCCUGAGGCUGCUGCUGCUGACGCUGCUGCUCCUGCUCGCCGCCGUGGACACGGUCGCCCCGCACGGCUCGGACCUGCACAGCCCCGCUCGUCUGAGAACGGCGCUGUCACCGGAGGGUCUGGGCCUGCGACCUGGAGGCGGCCCCGGGACACUGGGUGGCCAGGCGCACGCUGGCGGCGCGGUGCCCGCCCUGCAGGAGCGCCCCGACCGCCUGUACGACCCGCAGCCCGGGGACCUCAACGCCACGCUGCUUCGCGCCAAGCUGGGCCGGCACUUUGACCCUCGCGUGAUGAGCGUCCAGCGACCCAGCGCCGCCAAGCGCCAGCACAGUCAGCACAAAGUCAGGUACAACGACCUGCUGGAUGCCGACGCGGAUUCCCGGCUGCUCGACGACGACCAGGUGGAGCUGGACGAGGAUUCGCCGUUCCGCCGUAACAUGCGGGGCCGCCUCGUCCCCGCCGGGGAGAUGCCCGAGUCCAUCGCCAACCUCGACCUGCGCGGCGUCCGCCUGCCGGACGGCUCGCGCCUCCGGACCCGGAUCUCACCCCGGCUACGCCGCAAGCUGCAGCACUUCCUGUGGGCCUACACGGCCUGCCCCGUGCAGCGGCGCUGGCGGGACCUGGGCGUGCGCUUCUGGCCGCGCUGGCUGCGGGAGGGCCACUGCCCGCCCUCGCCGUGCUCCAUCCCGCCCGGCAUGCGCUGCAAGCCCGCCGCCACCCGUCACCAGGCCCUGCUGCGCUGGCACUGCCGGCCGCUGCCCACCCUCGUGCUGCAGCACGGCCUCGGCCAGCACGGCCUCGGCCAGCACGGCCUCGGCCAGCACGGCCUCGGCCAGCACGGCCUCGGCCAGCACGGCCUCGGCCAGCACGGCCAGCGCGGCCUUGGGGACGAGCGGCAGGAGCAGCAGGCGCCCGGGCACGCCCUAGAACAAACGGCCACCCGGCACUGCACCUGGAUCAAGGUGGAGUACCCCAUCAUCACCGAGUGCUCCUGUGGCUGCGCUGAGGACCGCUACUCGUAGCAUCCCCGUGCCGUCUGGCCAUCGCAGGGACAGUUCCUCGACCACCCCAGGAUGCUGUUGGUGCCGUUGGCGGCCAGCGAAGACCGCAGGAGCCGUGGCGGGCUCAUCAGCCAGACGUCUGCCAGUGCCAGGAAGAACGUUCUCACCUUCCCUCAAAUCGGCCAACGAGGAAACUCCUCCGCUGUACCGUUAUGACUGCCAAUGGUUCUUUGACCCACGCCUCGGCGAGGCACUUCCCUACGUGGGCCGGUGCAGCAGUGAUGAGGAUAGUAGGUUUGUUUGUCUCUCUUGCAUUUCAAGCGGGAAAUACUCGUCAGAGGUACUCAUUCAAAAGACGGAAACAGACGCUGGAGGCAGAUUACAAGGAAUGCCUAGCAGCAAGCGUUACCUGAUUAACUGAGGGUGAAAAAGAUAUGCAGGCCUGUAUUUUUAUUUAAAUAAAAUUGGUGCGCCUGACAUGAGUGAGAGUUAAUGUGCAUGUGUGUGUGUGUGUGUGUGUGUGUGAAUAAGUAUAUCGUAUCAUUGCAAGUCACAAACAAAUGUAUUUAUAGUCCUGUCUUGUUCCAUUAAUGAAUGCAACAUUUGUGACAGAGCCAAACAUUCCUUUAUUAGUAUUAAGAUUUGAUGUACAGUUAGCUUUAAAUAUAGAUAACAGUUCUUUUCUAUUUAUUGUCAUCAUCAAAAGAUGCGAUUUUCUCUAUAAAUGCUUACUCUUUGUUUCAUUUAGAAUUUUGAUUCCUGAUGACAUUGACUGAUUUGUAUUGUGGCAGACUGGGUGGGAAAAGAUGUGAUGCUCUUUUUGUUUAAGAAUGAAGACAAAAAGUGAUAAAUUAAUACUAAUGUUAAUUAUAUAACAAGGUCUGAUUUUGUAUUGACACUGAAGGCAUGAGCAUAGUAAGAGAUAUCAGGAUUCUCUUAAUGUUGAAAUAUUCCUUACAACUUGUUUUGUGCAUUGUACACGCCAAAAAUUGAACUUUUAAGUCAUACACCUCAGUUCUGGAAAAUAUUUUUGAAACUAGUGAGACCAAAAUGCAAGGAAAAGUAAGAUGCAACCUAGAUUGCACUAUAAAUAAAAUCUGAAAGACAAA
Frankliniella occidentalis (western flower thrips) is the source of this 2579-nucleotide messenger RNA. RefSeq names its product noggin-like. The record is from RefSeq and is a predicted model, not a curated record. The coding region runs from base 430 to 1491 and encodes 353 amino acids. NCBI's taxonomy places the organism in Eukaryota, Metazoa, Arthropoda, Insecta, Thysanoptera, Thripidae. The transcript is spliced from 3 exons. Gene Ontology annotation, biological process: negative regulation of cell differentiation; negative regulation of BMP signaling pathway; dorsal/ventral pattern formation.